AUGUCGAACUUACCAUCUCAUGCCUCGCCGGCUUUCACGGCGCAGGUCCCUUCCUCUCACUCACCGGUUGAUGAUAUAUCUCUAGAACCGAGCUCUACGGCUUCAUCUUCAUUGAACAGCAGAAUAGGCGAACUCCGUGGUGAUGGUGCAAAUCAGACUGACACCACAGAGCACACCCGGGGUGAUGUAACCCCCACGGUGCCCGCCUGUCUCCUCUCCCCUUCCUUUACUCCCCCAGCAACGCCUGGGGGCACGAUCAAUCAGGCCAAAUUACUUCAGCAAAUUCAAAUAACGAAUAAACCACCUAAGCUCCUCUCCUGCCUUCCGAAUGUUGAGUGUAUCGUUCGCGCACGGAUCCCCACCACCAAUGGAGCGGAGAUGUUCCUUCACCUCUAUCACAAUGACCUAGACAAUAAAGAACAUCUAGCAAUUGUGUUCGGAAACAGUAUCCGAUCGCGGAGUUUGGACGCAGUUCGGCCGGGGGAGACGGAAAUGGACCGGAUGAUCCGUGGGGCGUAUACUGGUACUCUCCAUCCCGGCCGAGUGAGCAGUUGGUAUGAUAAUCCCACAAAUGCCGAGAGUGCAUCUGAAGGACAAAGGCGGAGCAUCCCAGAUGCCCCUGCUUCGAGCAGCACAAUCCAAGCGCCGCUAGUUAGAAUACAUUCGGAAUGUUACACCGGAGAGACUGCGUGGUCCGCGCGCUGUGAUUGUGGUGAACAGCUUGACGAGGCGGCCCGAUUGAUGUCUCUGCCAAUGGGGACUUUAAAUGAGGUUGCGUCUCAGCAAGACCUAUCUGUGCCUUCGAACGCAGCGGGAGGUGUGAUCAUUUACCUCCGCCAGGAAGGCCGCGGGAUCGGCCUAGGAGAAAAGCUCAAGGCGUAUAACCUCCAGGACCUCGGAUCGGACACUGUCGAGGCCAAUCUACUCCUUCGACACCCUGCUGAUGCCAGAAGUUACGGUCUUGCCACAGCGAUGUUGGCUGAUCUCGGCCUAGGGGUUGAUUCCAAUCCACAUGGAAUCAGGCUUCUUACAAACAACCCCGACAAAAUACGGGCGGUCGAGGGACCGAACCGGGAGGUCGUAGUGAAGGAAAGAGUACCGAUGGUUCCCUUGGCCUGGAGGACCGGUGGAAAGAUGGGAAUCAAGAGUUCUGAAGUCGAGGGAUACUUACGGACAAAGAUUUCGAAGAUGGGCCAUAUGCUUCAAUAA
Molecule: messenger RNA, 1209 nt
Organism: Aspergillus alliaceus
Lineage: Eukaryota; Fungi; Ascomycota; Eurotiomycetes; Eurotiales; Aspergillaceae
Product: GTP cyclohydrolase II
Exons: 2
Coding region: 1-1209 (402 amino acids)
Biological process (GO): riboflavin biosynthetic process
Molecular function (GO): GTP cyclohydrolase II activity
Source: RefSeq, a predicted model, not a curated record